Messenger RNA from Diaporthe amygdali, 1566 nucleotides. RefSeq lists its product as uncharacterized. The coding region runs from base 1 to 1566 and encodes 521 amino acids. The transcript has a single exon. The record is from RefSeq and is a predicted model, not a curated record. Lineage: Eukaryota; Fungi; Ascomycota; Sordariomycetes; Diaporthales; Diaporthaceae.
AUGUUCGGUUUUCCCAGCAAUCCGUUCUUGCCGACGGCUGAAGACAGCCCACCGGUGACAAGAUCAAGGUGCACUGCUCCGGGCUGCCAAGAAUUCGUUCCAAAUGGCUACCCAGCAUGUCCCUUUCACAUGCGUCCUGUCUCCCCCAAAGUGUCCAAAAGCAUCGAGAAGCAGCAUUGGCCAAGUCUAUCGCAAAUAGUUGGGCGCCUCCCAGAACCAAAUUUGCACAAUCGGAAGCAAUUGGACGCGAAGGUCACCGCGAGGAAGUCCAUUGCAUCUAAGCCAGCCUUCCUGCUUACUGCUUCGAAAACGAACGGCAUAAGAACCAAUGGUAGCAGCCAGUCUGCAGCCAGUCGAGUAACUGCCAACGGCUCUCAUAUCUCACCAAAGUCAUCUCUUCUGCGACAGAUACGUCCAGAGCCUCCAAAGUCGCCAGAGACCCCUUCAAGGAAGAGACAGCGCAUAUCCUCACCAGGAAAUGACGAGUCUAGUCCAAGAGUCUCGCAGCGGAAUUUUGAUUUACCAUCAAGAGAUCGGAGUCCUUCGUACGGCAAUCUACCUGCGCGGAACUUCGGCUCGCCCUUGCCAAAUGGCAGCACCGGUUUCCUGUACUCAGACAGGGACAAAGGGAAGAUAGCAGGGCAUGCUCCUCGAUUCGAUGCGAACCAGAAUCAAAGCCAACUUAAUGGUAUUGGCUUCAAUUUCGAACCUACUAUAAACCCACUUAGAAACGGCAGUAGCAACGAUACGCGAAAAGCUUCAUUUGGGGGCUCGCACGCGGAGCCGACUAUCCUGAGCCAUACUGACUGGCGCUCUCCAAGCGCACGCAACAGCAUAGCCCCUGAGAGACAGGGCCGCGGACCCGCCCCCGUCAAGGCGAAGAAGAGCCAAAAGAUCUCCAAAUCUGCCUAUGGAGGGCUGAAGUCGGUCAUACGAACUCCGCCGCUCGAGAAGCAGCGGCAGCGCCUGACGGAGGUCCAUGACAUUUCGGCUUUAGACAGAUUCAUUUAUGGACAGGAGGGGUCUUCUCAGCCACCUCCAGGAGUUGCGGCGCCAGUGGAGCAGGAGCCAGGGAAGCGAGAAUACGUCUUCUACGGACAUAUAGACCCGCGGACACACUGGACGCGGCCUCACUCAGAUGCAUGGUAUGAGAGGAAGGAUGAGGAGAUCAAAGCUCGCGGAGGACGCAAAGCCAAUCUUGGAAAAGCAGCGCAACGAAUGAGAGAGCAGAGACUGAAGGAGAGUCCCGAUGAAUGGGAAGAGAGCUUGCCAGAACGCGUCCGCAACGAUGAGGCUUGGCUCAGCGCGAUGCGAUAUCAUCACAGCCGAAACUACGGUGCCCGGCCUAAUGAAACCCCCCAGGCCAGUGAACAACCAUCGCCUGUCAGAAAGAAGAGGCCGUAUAGGAGACGAAACCAGGGUACGGCACAAGUGGUGCCAGAACCGUCUGGCGCGGCAGCCCGCACGAACUCGGAAAUUCCCAAUGUUGCGCCGGGAGUGCAGCCUGUGGCAGGCUUGAAUGGCAACCACAGGUUGUUGAAGAGGUAUACAGAACCUUCCAUAUGA